AUAUUUGACAUGUUGUGUAAAAUCUACACACUGGCGUCAUUUUUUAAAUUAAUUGAUCUCAUCUGAGUGUUUGCUACUUAGGCAGAGGUGUCUAGGAGGAAAUGAAGCUUCCUGAAAUGUGUCUGAAUCUUAUCAAACCCGUUUGUUCAGAGUGGCUUUCAGGAAGUCAGGCGCUCAAAUAUGUGAAGAUAUAGAAAGGAAAAAAAGGGGAGUGUGUCUGGAGUUUGCAAAGCAGGAGUAACAGUUAAAUGAUACGAUGCUGGUUUGAAUUUCACCUGCCGAGAAGUGCUGCUGUUUCUGUGACAAUCGAAGAGCUCAAAGAGGAUUUAUUGAGCAGGAAGGAGCUGCAAUCAUGAAGAAAACAUUCAAGAGCUGAGGCUUCCUCACAAUUUUCAGAUGACGGUGAGAUCUCUGGGAGGUGGAGAGUCAGGAUGGCUGCCGUGGAAUUCCCGACUCCUGCGGGGCUGCUUUCCACCUCCACGGAGCUGGCGAUGCCCUUCUCAGAUGCGGUGAAGUAUUGCAUUCUGGGAAUUUCUGUCCUCCUCCUCCUGGUGGCGCUGAGCAUCUUGGCCUGGCAGAUCUUCAGAUGCUUCUCACAGACACACACACUGAACCCCCACCAGGACACAGUGAGCAGCGAGCUGUUGCACUCAGACGAGAAGACUUCCACAGCAGGAAACUACUCAGCAGCGCCCGGUACCAAGCUGGAAGACGUGAGAACUAAAGCUGACAGACUGAGUCGAUGUUUGUCCCUGGCCUCGUUUCCUCCAGAACUUCUCCAAACGGACCAGGACACGAGGGAGGACCAGACCACAGGAAGGGUUUGCGGCUCCCUGCGUUUCUCCAUCUUCCACGACCAGCUGCAGUCUCGGUUGGUGGUUACCUUGUUGCAGGCGGAGGGGCUUCUGGACCCGGCCCGGAGCACAAGCCUCCAACCGUUUGUCAACGUCAGACUCAUGCUGGCUGCAGCAGAACAGAAGGGCUUGAAGGGUGAAGAGAUGCCACCUGGACUGUGGACGGUGCUGCAGGAGUGGCGCUCUCGCAUUGUGAAAGGAAGCUGCAGCCCAGUGUUUGGUGACCAGUUUGGCUACAUUCUGCAGAAAAACGUGGACGAGCUCCCGCGCAUCCACCUUAGGAUGGAGGUGAGGGACUUUGAUAAAUUCUCCAGACACACCGUGUUGGGGGAGGUGAGAGUUCCUCUGGGGCAGCUCAGCAUCACCCACCCUCUGGAGCUCCAGGAGGACCUGCGAGCACCUCAGAAGGAUCUUGUUGGAGAGGUGCUGCUGUCGUUGAGGCUCCUCCCUACCUCUCAGAGGCUGGAAGUGGGUCUGCUGAAGGUCAGGAUGGCUCUCACUGAGACCUCCUCAGAAACAGCCCUGUACGCCAGGAUCAGUGUUCAGUGCAAUCAGAACAAGCUGAGGUACCAGAAGACCUCUGCGUCCCCUGCAGCCCAGGUCCUCGUGUUCUCGCUGCCGGAGCUUCCUCUGGACAGGUGUAAAGUCUUGGUUUCUGUGUUUGACAUGCAGACGAGCGGGAAAUCCAACAAACAUCUGGCGGGACGGUUGAGCGUGGGGAAGGAGAGGAGCUCCGAGGAUGAACACUGGACUCUGAUGCUGCGCUCUGUCCGACAGCCUGUUGCAAAGUGGCAUCUUCUGCUGAUUUAAGGUCUGAACAGAUGGACUGAAAGAGGAAGUGUUUCCACAUCCAGCUGCUCUAUCUGCACCUCCUCCAACAGAUGUGCAUGUUUUUCCUUUAUAACACGGCUCCUGGUGUUUUGGAGUCAGAAACAAAAUAUGGUGGUUUCUUCUUUUCUUUGUUUCUUAUUCUCAUAAAAAUGAGAAUUAACACAAAGGAGCAACGGAAUAUUUAAAGCUCUGUGAUGUUUAGGAGUUUUAACACACCCCGGCAACCAUCGACAAAACAAUUCUCACUGACCUUUUUUUAAAAGUUUAUUAUUAGCUGGAAACAAUGAAAAUGUCUAUUCUGAGCUUUGGCAUGUUUGAAUAUUUAAAGCUAUUAUUUAUUUGUCCCAGUUUAAAGUCUAAAAAAGUAACUGGUCUGGGCGGUGAACAAAUCAGCCAAUCAGAGCAGAUAGUUUCAUUUUAAACAAUAAACAGGUUGCCAUGAUGGUGACUUAGAAAAAAAAAAAGCUAAACUGUUGUGCCCAUUUCCAUCAACAUUUUAAAAAAAUGUGUUUCUUUCCAUUUAGUAAAUAAAAACACUUUGUGAUGAUUUAACAGACUUGUGUCAUAACGAUGAUUACCUUUCCAACAAAAAUACAGCAGAAAAACAAUUUAUUUAUUCUUUUAAUCUGGUAGGGGAUUGAGCUAAACUUUAUUUCCAGUUUUAAUGGCGGCUCUCUGCUGCCACCUGCUGGUUUAAAUGCAUAUUUUGUAAAAAGGAAACCUGAUUGGAGCUCAACCUCUGGCUGGCCCAAUCCCAGCCCUCGCACUGUACCCUGGGUCUUCAGCAAAGUGCACUUGGAGGAAGUGCGCAAUAAGGCGUAGCACACGAGUGUGCAAAUAACUGCUGAGUUGAAACAGUGACCG
Nothobranchius furzeri (turquoise killifish) is the source of this 2549-nucleotide messenger RNA. RefSeq names its product synaptotagmin XIX (gene syt19). Gene Ontology annotation, molecular function: calcium-dependent phospholipid binding; phosphatidylserine binding; SNARE binding. The record is from RefSeq and is a predicted model, not a curated record. NCBI's taxonomy places the organism in Eukaryota, Metazoa, Chordata, Actinopteri, Cyprinodontiformes, Nothobranchiidae. Gene Ontology annotation, cellular component: exocytic vesicle; plasma membrane. Gene Ontology annotation, biological process: cellular response to calcium ion; regulation of dopamine secretion; regulation of calcium ion-dependent exocytosis.